UCCAAGCCAACUCCAGCCAAGAGAGAGAAAUCUGUUUCUGCCAGCCUGCCCCAGUCUCCAGUGCUGGUCCCCCUGAUGGCAGUUUGUACAACCCUCUGAAACCUGCCAAGCUGGACGCCACAGCUUUGCACGACUGCACUUUGGCCACCACCGUGCCUCCCUCGGAGCUGUCCCACCAUGCAGUCCUAGCCUGCGACCCAGGCGUUCAUGAAGAGCACUAUGUGAGUGAAGCGGUGGAAGAGGAUGUGCGAGACUGCAGGGAGUACAGAGAUGCCUGCACCAUUACUGAUGUGUGCAACAGUACCGAUCUCCCUGAAGUUGAAAUCAUCAGUCUACUGGAAGAGCAGCUGCCUCAUUACAAGCUAAGAGCUGAUACGAUCUACGGUUAUGACCACGACGACUGGCUCCAUACGCCUCUCAUUUCUCCCGAUGCCAAUAUUGACUUAACAACUGAGCAAAUAGAAGAGACCUUGAAAUACUUCCUUUUAUGUGCUGAAAGAGUGGGCCAGAUGACUAAAACAUACAAUGACAUAGAUGCUGUUACACGUCUUCUUGAAGAGAAAGAGCGGGACUUAGAAUUAGCUGCUCGGAUCGGCCAGUCGCUAUUGAAGAAGAACAAGUCGCUGACGGAAAGAAACGAGUUUCUGGAGGAGCAAGUAGAACACAUCAGGGAGGAGGUUUCUCAGCUGCGCCAUGAGCUCUCCAUGAAGGAUGAGUUGCUCCAGUUUUACACCAGUGCUGCUGAGGAAAGCGAGCCCGAGUCCAUCUGUUCCACACCGCUGAAGAGGAAUGAAUCUUCUUCCUCCGUCCAGAACUACUUUCACUUGGAUUCUCUUCAAAAGAAACUCAAGGACCUGGAAGAAGAGAAUGUUGUGCUUAGAUCAGAGGCCUGUCAGCUGAAGACUGAAACAAUAACUUAUGAAGAAAAGGAACAACAGCUUGUGAAUGACUGUGUAAAAGAGCUGAGGGAUGCAAACAUCCAGAUUGCCAACAUCUCAGAAGAGUUGGCAAAGAAAACUGAAGAUGCCGCCCGGCAGCAGGAAGAAAUCACCCAUCUCCUCUCUCAGAUAGUGGAUCUGCAGAAAAAGGCAAAAGCUUGUGCAGUUGAAAAUGAAGAACUUGUUCAGCAUUUGGGAGCAGCUAAAGAUGCCCAGCGACAGCUCACAGCAGAAUUGCGGGAGCUGGAAGACAAGUAUGCAGAGUGCAUGGAAAUGCUUCAUGAGGCGCAAGAAGAGCUGAAAAACCUUAGGAACAAGACUAUGCCAAAUGCCAUAUCACGUCGGUACCACUCUCUCGGUCUCUUCCCUAUGGAUUCUCUGGCAGCAGAAAUAGAAGGGUCAAUGAGGAAAGAACUGCAUUUAGAUGAACCUGACUCUCCAGACCUGGCUCAUCAGAAGCGGGUCUUCGAGACAGUGAGAAAUGUAAACCAAGUUGUCAAGCAGAGAUCCAUGACUCCGUCACCAAUGAAUAUUCCAGGCUCUAACCAGUCGUCUGCUAUGAACUCAGUUAUUUCUAGCUGCAUCAGCACUCCGCGCUCCAGCUUCUACGGGGGAGACAUCUCCAACAUUAUGAUAGACAACAAGACCAAUAGCAUCAUCCUAGGGACAGAUUCUGGUGAAAAUGGAAAUGAAGAUAGAAUGAAGAAGCCUGGGACCCCGGGGACACCAGGUUCCAGUGACCUAGAGACUGCCCUUCGUAGGCUGUCCCUCAGGCGGGAGAACUACCUUUCGGAGAGGAAGUUCUUUGAAGAAGAGCAGGAAAGGAAGCUGCGGGAACUGGCAGAAAAGGGCGAACUCCAUAGUGGCUCCGUUACUCCUACAGAGAGCAUCAUGUCACUGGGAACUCACUCCAGAUUUUCAGAAUUCACUGGAUAUUCGGGAAUGUCUAUCAGCAGUCGAUCCUACCUGCCAGAGAAGCUUCAGAUUGUGAAGCCCCUAGAAGGUUCUGCCACUUUGCACCACUGGCAGCAGCUGGCUCAGCCUCACCUGGGUGGGAUCCUGGACCCGAGGCCCGGCGUUGUCACUAAGGGCUUCAGGACCCUGGACCUCGACCUGGAUGAAGUGUACUGCCUUAAUGACUAUGAGGAAGAUGAGACAGGUGACAUUUCUUACAAGGGCCUAACUACCUCGACGCCAGUUCAGCACACAGAGACCUCAGGUGAGAGGUCACAAGCACAAGUGACUGUUUCAGACAGCAAGAAUAACCCCAGCCAAUCUCAGGCUUUCACAGAGGAGAUGCAGGAGGCCGCGACUGACGAUGAUGAGGGGUCUGUACCUCAUCCUGGGAAGUGCAUGUCACAAACCAACUCCACCUUCACCUUCACCACCUGCCGCAUUCUGCACCCUUCCGAUGAGCUCACACGAGUCACUCCAAGCCUUAACGCAGCACCUACUCCAGCUUGUGGCAGCCUUGGCAAUUUGAAAGGCACCCCAGUGGCUACUCCCUGUACUCCUCGGCGUCUGAGCCUGGCCGAAUCCUUCACCAACCUCCGGGAAUCCACCACGACAAUGAGCACGUCCCUGGGGCUGGUGUGGCUCCUGAAGGAGAGGGGCAUCUCGGCAGCAGUGUACAAUCCACAGAGCUGGGACAGGGCCAGCAAGGGCACCCUCCUCAGCGCCUACUCCCCCAAAAUGGCCAUCAUUCCUUCCACUCCCCCAAACUCACCUAUGCAGACACCGUCGUCCUCUCCUCCGUCGUUCGAAUUCAAGUGCACCAGCCCACCUUACGACAACUUCCUGGCUUCAAAGCCUGCGAGCUCCAUCUUGAAGGAGGUGAGGAACAAAAAGAGCAUCAGGAACAGUGAGAGUCAGACGGACGUGUCUGUUUCCAACCUUAAUCUCGUGGACAAAGUCAAGAGGUUUGGCAUCGCCAAGGUCGUGAGUUCGGGGCACGUGCCAGCCCCUCCUCUAACUGAUGACCAGGGACCUCUCCUCUGUGGGGCACAAGGACCGGUGAGGGCCCUUGUUCCCGGAGGCCUGGCACCAGAUGCUCUCCCAUUGGGCUGCCCUGCUGUGACAAGUGCCAUCGGGGGCAUCCAGUUGAACACAGGCAUCCGAAGGAACCGGAGCUUCCCCACGAUGGUGGGUUCCAGCAUGCAGAUGAAAGGCCCGACAUCCCUCGCUUCGGGAAUCCUCAUGGGAACCAAGCUCCCGAAGCAAACUAGCUUGCGAUGAACGACUUAUUUUUACAGCUAGUCUUUUUAAAUAAAAAUACUGAGGUUUCUUCUCCAGCCCUCUUUCCCCUUUUGCCCUGGCCCUUCAUUGCCUCUUGAGUUUGACAAAUCAACUUUGUGCCUAAUGGGAGAAAUGUGUAAAAUUUGUACAAAAUAUGUAAAUAUAUACCAGAUCUAUUGUAACUAAUUGGAUUAUUUUCCUGUUCGAUUGAGUGCAAAAGGCUCUACAUUGUGAUUGCUGUAUCAAGGUUAACUUGCUAACCUUUUGAAAAGUUUUUUUUUUUAAGAUGCACUGAAAAAAAAACAAAAGAAAAACCACAAAAAAUAACUUGGCUAAAAAGGUGAAUUCUGUAGCUAGCCUAACUUGACAGUUGGAGGCCCCAUGGGAAGGUUGAGUGCAUUGCAGGAGACCUCAGAGCGCAUCCCRUGAAGCGUGGGAGCUCCCUGCGCUUUGCUACGUGCCGAAGGAAGCACUCAGUUUAGCAUUUGGUCAUUUUGACUUUGCCUUUGUAGAUGAGUUGAGCUGAGUUACUGGAGUGCCUGGCCGUUUUGCCUGAACGGAAGUCGUUUCUUGCUCUGGUCUGUAUUCCCUUCCUCCCCCUAGUUAGGAUAAACUUGAACUAACACCACGUGGAAGCUGGCAGACCUGCUGGGUACCUGGAACAUUGACCCCUUCCUGCCGCUGACGUUUCGUUYGGCACUUCUAUAUUCCGUGUGGCUGCUUGUCUCUCUGUUUCGCUUUGUUUUGUUUUGUUUUGUUUUCUCAGUGCUGCACUGGAUCGUGGAGGGGAAGAUGCUUCACCGCGCGUUGCUGCCACUGAAACCCAAAGAAAACAGUUUUCACAACCAAGGAGGUCACCGUGGCAGCCGCCUUCCUAGAAGCCAGGGUUGUGGGACACGCAGGCACAUAAGGGAGUCAUGAAAGAUCAUGUAGCAAAAGCAGUAUUAGGAUAAAGGUGUCCUUGAAACCUCAGCAGAGCCGCACAGACGUUUAGUAACGCGAUGGUAGAAGCUGGAAAAGCGGCUGAGGAUCAGAUUGUCUGCAGGCUUUAUGCCAAGGACUCCUUCUUAAGUGUCCUUGUGAACAAGGUGAGAGUACUCCUAGCCUUUUCC
This is a messenger RNA of Nothoprocta perdicaria, 4285 nucleotides long. It is a transcript of the gene TRAK1, whose product is annotated as trafficking kinesin protein 1. The record is from RefSeq and is a predicted model, not a curated record. Gene Ontology annotation, biological process: neurogenesis; anterograde axonal transport of mitochondrion; endosome to lysosome transport. Gene Ontology annotation, molecular function: GABA receptor binding. The transcript is spliced from 16 exons. Gene Ontology annotation, cellular component: dendrite. Lineage: Eukaryota; Metazoa; Chordata; Aves; Tinamiformes; Tinamidae. Bases 510 to 3173 code for a protein of 887 amino acids.